CUGAAAAUGGUAACCAGAAGAAUUUGAAAAUUCUAAGCCUGGAGUUAAUGAAACUUAGAAACAAAAGAGAAACAAAAAUGAAGAAUGUGACAGCUAAGCAAGAAGGCAUGGAGGUGAAGCUGCAGGUCACCCAGAAGAAUCUCGAAGAGUCUCAGGAGAGAAUAGCCCAACUUGAGAAACUUGUUUCCACAGAAAAAGACAAGAUUGAUGAGAAAUCUGAAACAGAAAAACUCUUAGCAUACAUUGAAGAAAUUAGUUGUGCUUCUGAUCAAGUGGAAAAAUACAAGCUAGAUAUUGCCCAGUUAGAAGAAAAUUUAAAAGAGAAGAAUGAUGAAAUUUUAAGCCUCCAGCAGUCUCUUGAGGAAAACAUUGUGUUGUCUAAACAAGUCGAAGACCUGAGUGCUCAGUGUCAGCUGCUUGAAAAAGAAAUAGAAAACCUUGUAAACAGGAAUAGAGAACUGGAUGAAAAUCUAAAUGCCGAGAUACAAAACUUAAAAGAGAAGUUCAUUCUUGAAAAAGAAGAAUAUGAAAAGCUUCAACAAAAAGAGCUACAAAUUGAGUCACUUCUACAACAAGAGAAGGAAUUAUCUUCUAGUCUUCAGCAGAAGCUAUGUUCUUUUCAAGAAGAAAUAAUUAAAGAGAAGAAUCUCUUUGAGGAAGAAUUAAAACAAACCCUGGACGAGCUUGAUAAAUUACAGCAGAAGGAGGAACAAGCCGAAAGGCUGGUCAAGCAGUUGGACGAAGAAACAAAAUUUAGAGCUGAAGAACUUAAACUCCUAGAAGAAAAGCUGAAGGGGAAAGAAGCUGAACUGGAAAAAAGUAAUGCUGCUAAUGCUCAGGCCACCCUGGUUUUACAGGAAAAGUAUAAUAGCACAGUACAAAACUUAGGGGAUGUUACUACUCAGUUUGAAAGCUACAAAGCAUUAGCAGCUGCUGAGAUAGAAAAUCUGAAACUGGAAAACUCAUCACUACUGGAAAAAGUGACCAAGGCUGAGAGAAGUGCAGAGGAGCUUCAGCAGCAGAUGCUGGCAGCUGAGAGAGCAAACCAAGACUAUGCAAGGAUGCUUCUAGAUCUGCAAACCAGGUCGGCACUUAAAGAAGCAGAAGUUAAAGAAAUCACCAUUUCUUCUCUUAAAAAAAUAACUCACAUGCAAAACCAACUUAAGGAACAAGAGGAGGACUUUAAGAAACAUCUGGAAGAUGAAGAAGCAAGAAAAUCUGGAAAAGAAAAUAUAGUGGCAGAAUUAACUGAAGAAAUGAAUAAGUGGCGUCUCCUUUAUGAAGAACUAUAUAAUAAAACAAAACCUUUUCAGCUACAACUGGAUGCGUUUGAAGCAGAGAAACAGGCAUUGUUGAAUGAACAUGGUGCAGCUCAGGAACAGCUAAAUAAAAUAAGAGAUUCAUAUGCCAAAUUAUUGGGUCAUCAGAAUUUAAAGCAAAAAAUCAAGCAUGUUGUGAAGUUGAAAGACGAAAAUAGCCAACUCAAAUCGGAGGUGUCGAAACUCCGCUCUCAGCUUACUAAAAGGAAACAAAGUGAGGCAAGACUUCAGGAAGAAUUGAAUAAAGUUCUGGGCAUCAAACACUUUGAUCCUUCAAAGGCCUUUCAGCAUGAAAGUAAAGAAAAUUUUGUCCUCAAAACCCCACUAAAAGAAGGCAACACAAACUGCUGCUAAGCUCCCAUGGAGUGUCCAGAAUGAUGAAAGGAAACAUCUGAGGAACCUGUUGAAAAUUAUUUUAUUCUUGUGAUCAUUAUUAUUGAUGUUAUUGUUGUUCUUGUGUUUGUUGUGGGUAUUUUGUAAUAUAUUUAACUUUGACUGCCUGUCCUUAAGUAUAUGAAAGGAA
Otolemur garnettii (small-eared galago) is the source of this 1842-nucleotide messenger RNA. RefSeq names its product hyaluronan mediated motility receptor (gene HMMR). The transcript has 13 exons. Gene Ontology annotation, cellular component: membrane. Lineage: Eukaryota; Metazoa; Chordata; Mammalia; Primates; Galagidae. The coding region runs from base 48 to 1673 and encodes 541 amino acids. The record is from RefSeq and is a predicted model, not a curated record. Gene Ontology annotation, molecular function: hyaluronic acid binding.